CUAGCGGUAUCCCCGAGCGCCCUCGAUCGCUCCGCCUGCGGCAGCCCAACUUCCCCUCCCUCCCCGCGGGUCCCUCCCUCCUCUGUCGCCCGCCGGCGCCGGACACGCUGCACUUCAUCUCUUGGGGCGCUCUUCGCCUUGACCAGCCGUCGCAUCCCGUGCAACUUUGGGGCAGUGGCCGUUUGGUGUUGAAUGUUCCCCCCCGAGAGUACAUGGCUGCGGAAGCGAGGCGAGGACCCGGCCCCCGAGGGGCCGCCGUCCGGGAAGCGGUGAUGCUGUUGCUGUGCCUGGGGGUCCCGAUGGGGCACCCCUACAACGUGGACACCGAGAGCGCGCUGCUCUACCAGGGCCCCCCCGGCACGCUGUUCGGCUACUCGGUGGUGCUGCACAGCCACGGGGCCAGCCGAUGGCUCGUCGUGGGGGCGCCUACUGCCAACUGGCUAGCCAACGCUUCGGUGGUCAACCCUGGGGCGAUUUACAAAUGCAGGAUCGGAAAGAACCUCCGCCAGACUUGUGAACAGCUCCAGCUGGGUAGCCCUAAUGGAGAACCUUGUGGAAAGACAUGUUUGGAAGAGAGAGAUAAUCAGUGGCUGGGGGUCACACUUUCCAGACAACCAGGAGAAAAUGGAUCCAUUGUGACUUGUGGGCAUAGAUGGAAAAAUAUAUUUUACAUAAAGAAUGAAAAUAAGCUCCCCAGUGGCGUUUGCUAUGGAAUGCCUUCUGACUUGCGAACAGAACUGAGUAAGAGAAUGGCUCCAUGUUACCAAGAUUAUGUGAGAAAAUUUGGAGAAAAUUUUGCAUCAUGUCAAGCUGGGAUAUCUAGUUUUCACACAGAGGAUUUAAUUGUGAUGGGAGCCCCAGGAUCAUCUUAUUGGACUGGCUCUCUUUUCGUCUACAAUAUAACUACAAAUAAAUACAAGGCUUUUUUAGACAGACACAAUCAAGUAAAAUUUGGAAGUUAUUUAGGAUACUCAGUUGGAGCUGGUCAUUUUCGGGGUCAGUUCACUACUGAAGUAGUUGGAGGAGCCCCUCAACAUGAACAGAUUGGUAAAGCAUAUAUAUUCAGCAUUGAUGCAAAAGAACUCAAUAUCUUACAUGAAAUGAAAGGUAAAAAGCUCGGCUCAUAUUUUGGAGCUUCUGUCUGUGCUGUGGACCUCAACGCAGAUGGCUUCUCAGACCUCCUCGUGGGAGCUCCCAUGCAGAGCACCAUCAGGGAGGAAGGAAGGGUGUUUGUGUACAUCAACUCUGGAGUGGGAGCAGUAAUGAAUGAAAUGGAAACAGUGCUCCUUGGAAGUGACAAAUAUGCUGCAAGAUUUGGAGAAUCCAUAGUUAAUCUUGGGGACAUUGACAAUGAUGGCUUUGAAGAUGUUGCUAUUGGUGCUCCCCAAGAAGAUGACUUGCGAGGUGCCAUUUACAUUUACAAUGGCCGAGUAGAUGGGAUCUCAUCCACCUUUUCACAGAGAAUUGAAGCCCUUCAAAUCAGUAACUCAUUAAGGAUGUUUGGACAGUCUAUAUCAGGACAAAUUGAUGCAGACAACAAUGGGUACAUAGAUGUAGCAGUUGGUGCUUUUCGGUCUGAUUCUGCUGUGUUGCUAAGGGCAAGGCCUGUAGUGAUUGUUGAAGCAUCUUUAAUUCACCCUGAGUCAGUAAAUAGAACAAAAUUUGACUGUACUGAAAAUGGAUUGCCUUCUGUGUGCAUGGAUCUAACACUCUGUUUUUCAUAUAAAGGCAAAGAGGUUCCAGGCUAUAUUGUUUUGUUUUAUAACAUGAGCUUGGAUGUGAACAGAAAGGCAGAAUCUCCAUCAAGAUUUUAUUUUUCUUCUAAUGGAACUUCUGACGUGAUUACAGGAAGCAUACAAGUAUCCAGCAAAGGAGCUAAGUGUAGAACACACCAAGCAUUCAUGCGGAAAGACGUUCGGGAUAUUCUCACCCCAAUUCAGAUAGAGGCCGCUUAUCGCCUAGGACAUCAUGUCAUCAACAAGCGAAGUACAGAGGAAUUCCCACCACUUCAGCCAAUUCUUCAGCAGAAGAAAGAAAAAGACAUGAUUAAAAAAAUGAUAAACUUUGCAAGAUAUUGUGCCCAUGAAAAUUGUUCUGCUGAUCUACAGGUUUCUGCAAAAAUUGGAUAUAUGAGGCCAUAUGAAAAUAAAACCUACCUUGCUGUUGGGAGUAUGAAGGUGGUAAUGUUGAACGUGUCCUUGUUCAAUGCUGGGGAUGAUGCAUAUGAAACAACUCUGCAUGUCAGACUUCCCGCUGGUCUUUACUUCAUUAAGAUUUUAGACCUGGAAGAGAAACAAAUUAACUGUGAAGUAAAAGACAGCUCUGGCAUGGUAAAACUUGACUGCAGCAUUGGUUAUAUAUAUGUAGACCAUCUCUCAAGGACAGACAUCAGCUUUCUCCUGGAUGUGAGUUCACUCAACAGAGCAAACGAGGACCUCAACAUCACAGUGCAUGCGUCCUGUGAAAAUGAAGGAAAACAGGACAACCUACAGGAUAACCAAGUGAUGUUAGCAAUACCUCUAAGGUACGAGGUUAUGCUAGCGGUUCAUGGCUUUGUGAGCCCAACUUCAUUUGUGUAUGGAUCAAGUGACGAAAAUGAGCCAGAGACAUGCAUGGCAGAGAAAAUGAACUUCACUUUCCAUGUUAUCAACACUGGCAUAAGCAUGGCUCCAAAUGUUAGUGUGGACCUAAUGAUACCAAAUUCUUUUGUACCCCAAACUAAUAAGCUGUUCAACAUUUUAGAUGUCCAGACAACUUCUGGACAAUGCCACUUUAAAAAUUACCAGAGAGAGUGUGCCUCCAAGCAGGAAAAGAGCACAGUGGAAAUCUUGAAAGACAUAUUCAAAUUUUUCUCAAAGACUGAUAAGCGGCUAUUGUUUUGCAUGCAAAGUGAUCCACACUGCUUAAAUUUCUUAUGCAAUUUUGGGAAGAUGGAAAGUGGAAAAGAAGCCAGUGUUCAUAUCCAGUUGGAAGGCCGGCCAUCCAUUUUGGAAAUGGAUGAGACUUCAGCACUCAAGUUUGAAAUAAGAGCAACAGCUUUUCCAGAACCACAUCCAAAAGUCAUUGAACUAAACAAGGAUGAAAAUGUUGCAUAUGUUCUACUGGAAGGACUACAUCAUCAAAGACCCAAACGUCAUUUCACUAUAGUGAUUAUUUCAAGUAGCUUGCUACUUGGACUUAUUGUACUUUCAUUGAUUUCAUGUGUUAUGUGGAAGGCUGGCUUCUUUAAAAGACAAUACAAAUCUAUCCUACAAGAAGAAAACAGAAGGGAUAGUUGGAGUUAUGUCAACAGUAAAAGCAAUAAUGAAGAUUAAAGACUGUCAAAUUGAGAGAACUGAAAGGACUCAGGUUGAACAAAAACACUGUUUACAGAAAACAUGAGUUUUUCUUUUUAAUCACUUUUCUCAUGUACUUCUUAUACUUAGGACCUUGGGGCAUAUGUCAUAAUGCAAAGGGAAAACCCAAGCCACUAUUGCUCUUUGAAAGAAAGUAACUGCACAAAGGUAAUUCUUAAAUGGGUAGAAAAACACUAAAGCCUUCGAUUUGUUCAUGAAAAAUAAACUCCACGCAAUGGGAUACUGUUUAUUUCAAAUACAUCUUUGAGACAAUUUUUCACAGGGCUAUUCCCAAAUUUUCUAAUGAAAGAGGACCAUUACCAUUUUAAAGCAUAUUUUAUCUUUAAAGACCUUUAUUUGUAACACGUUUUCUAUGGACUUUACUCCAACAACCAUUUUUAUGUGCUGACUAUCAAGACCUGAUGAGCAAACUUCAUGCUUAUUUGAUGCACUGGUUUGAGCUAUGAGAUAGUAUCUGGAUAAGUGGGCAGCUAUGGGUUUUUCUUUCUGUAUAUAUGCAUAUAUUUUUUAAAGAAUACAGGUGUGAUUAUAGAUAUAAAUCCAUUACUAUAACACACAUUUAGCAAGAGUAUCCAAGAAUACAUUUUUAAAAAACCUUCAAUUUUUGUUUAUACACUCAGUUCUUAAGAAUUUUAAUGUAUAUUCUUGACUGUAAAUGUUGCACUUUAGCUAAUAUACACUGAUAUAUGUAAGAAAUUUGAAAACUGUACCUCACUAGUGAUUUUAAAAAGCUGUGCAAACAAUGAUUAAGGGGCCAAUAUUUCAUCCAUAUUGGGUACCACAAAAUACUCACUGUCCCAAAUUAAGAAAAUACAGAAAUAAUUGCUUGCAUGUUAUUCUUUUUAAAUAUCAGCAUUUAAUGUGUUUUAGCUUGUGUAUGGUGAACAUAAAUGUGACAAAAAAUUUCCAUGAGAUGUUUAAGUGGUUAAAAAUUUUUGAGGUUUUUUUGAUAUUAAAUAAGGCUCUAUUUUAAGAUGAAAUAGCUUCUUUCUAGAUUUUAAAUAAUUUAUCUUUAAAUUCAUUCACCACUAUAGCCAUUUUUGUAAUAUUUAUUUCAUACAUGUGAUGUUGGUACCAAGAAUAUAAUUUCAUUUUAUACAUGUUAAGAACAUUGUUGUCAAAUUUUGAACAUGGUAUAGGAAGUGAUUGAAAAGAUUGUUGUGCACAAAGUGUCUGCUACCAGCUGUUCCCUUCCUCAGAUUUCCAGGUUGAUGAAAGCUAUCUGUUCACAAGCCUGUGACCAGAGAAUGUUCUAAGAUUUGUGAAUCAUUUGAGCACAAAGUCUCAACUCAGAGUGAAAAAGCAAAAAUAAACUUAGCUAAAUUUUUUUGUACAAAAGAUAUUUUAAUGCUUUUCUCAUUAUAGAAAGCAAAGUAGUUAUUUCAGGAACUUGUUUAGGUUCAUUCAUAAAACAUCAAGUACUAAUUUUGAACUAUCUUUCAGGGAUGGACUCUGAGGAAAUUUUACUUUGGCUCUUUACACUGAAAACCAAGUGCUAUGAUUGCUUGACCUGUGUUUCUCAGAUACAAGAUGAACAUAGCUACCUACUGGGCUAUGUUUUGCCUGUAUAAUAAGUUAAAAACUACACCACUCUGCAAAUUUUGAAAAAAGUGUUUCUGGUUAUAUAAAUAACUAGCUGUGUGAUUUUUAAAACUCCUCUGGAUUACUUACCUCAUUUGUAAAGUCAUAGUAGACUUAAGCAAUGUCAUAUCAGACUUCAUAGGCUGAAAUCCUACAAAUGUAAAAGAACCCAAAUGAUUACACUUUGGCAUUAUCUUGAUGUUUACUGGAACCAAAAAUAAGCAUUUCAUAUUCUUAGGCAUUGUAUCAAUAUUUAACCAACUCAAAGCCAGAAUUUGAAUUGCUUUUGAUACAUUUCAUAUGUUUCAUCUUGAUUUUCAAAGCCCUAUAACAUCA
Messenger RNA from Castor canadensis (American beaver), 5273 nucleotides. RefSeq names its product integrin subunit alpha 4 (gene Itga4). Gene Ontology annotation, cellular component: external side of plasma membrane; integrin complex. NCBI's taxonomy places the organism in Eukaryota, Metazoa, Chordata, Mammalia, Rodentia, Castoridae. Gene Ontology annotation, biological process: integrin-mediated signaling pathway; cell-cell adhesion; cell-matrix adhesion. Gene Ontology annotation, molecular function: integrin binding. The record is from RefSeq and is a predicted model, not a curated record.